AUGUCGCUGUUAGAGUCCUUCCGCAACAUCUCGCCCCGCGCCCGCAUAGGCGUUAGCUUGGGCUUGUUGGCUUGGGGCGCCAUCGGUCUGCACCUGAGUGAUCGGGCCGAGGCGCGGUAUGGCUUCACGCCUACCGAGGACGACAAGGCCGCGCUCGCCAAGAUCUUGCCGAGUGUCACCGUCGUCGAGAGGAAGAACGAAAGGGGGGACUAG
Molecule: messenger RNA, 213 nt
Organism: Daldinia childiae
Lineage: Eukaryota; Fungi; Ascomycota; Sordariomycetes; Xylariales; Hypoxylaceae
Exons: 2
Coding region: 1-213 (70 amino acids)
Source: RefSeq, a predicted model, not a curated record